Molecule: messenger RNA, 3210 nt
Organism: Aureobasidium subglaciale EXF-2481
Lineage: Eukaryota; Fungi; Ascomycota; Dothideomycetes; Dothideales; Saccotheciaceae
Exons: 2
Coding region: 1-3210 (1069 amino acids)
Molecular function (GO): phosphopantetheine binding
Source: RefSeq, a predicted model, not a curated record
AUGGUGCCGAUAGCGACAGCAGACCUUGGUGAAGGCACCAAUGUCUCAAAUUCAGACGUGUACCCUGCCAAAAAUGCAGAUGUCAAGCUACGAGAACUUUGGACCAGACAUGGAGAUCCUCAAAGUGAAAGAUAUACCAAUCCCGAGCUAGACAGCCUCGCAGCACUUGUUCGAUAUAACGCUCGUAUAUAUCCUGACCAGGUCGCAUAUCUGGUGCCUAGAGGACAAUCGUUCGAUAAACUGACAUGGAGCGAAUUUGAUGCUCUCACAGACCUUUCAGCUGCCCACUACGCGAAAUCAUUCACCUUCAGAAUCGAUAUUCAAGGCGCUAAGUUCUGCCAGCCGACCAUUGCCUUGCUAGGCGUCGGGAACACGUUCGACUAUUGGGUUGCCCAGAUCGGCCUUUGCAAAUUAGGAGUUCGGCUGCUACUCUUGAGCGACAAAAAUGCUGACGUUGCCCGAGACCAUCUCCUCGACGUAUGCAAUGCUAUUGGAAUGGUCACUGAAGCUAAGCUUCAAAACACCCUAGACCAUCUGAGCAUCCAGGUCGUCACAAUGCCAAGUCUUGCAGAACUUCGGACCGUCGUGCCAUCAGAUUGGAAAUUCGAAUGUGAGGAUCCAUGGAACCAACAAGCAAUGAUAAUCCACUCAAGUGGAUCGACUGGUCUUCCGAAGCCAAUUAUUCAUACCAAUCGAAGUCUGAUGCUCAUUGCGCGGAUGUAUCGACUCUUCCAAAGCUUUGUAGUGGAGAAUUGGUAUAACUGCUUUCCAUUGUUCCACAUUGCUGGCGUUUCGAUUAUUCUCGGAGGUCUGCCUUCAGCUUUACCAACGACAUUCCCUCCUGAGAAUUGGCCGCCGUCCCCCGGCGCGAUGCUCUCUGCCUGGCGGAAACUGGACGAUAUCGGCCAUCCGGCAGACUGCUUGCAUUGCGCACCUUCUGUCAUUGAGGAUCUGUACGAGUACUUAUCUAUGGAGGAAGCAUCGAGUUACUCUGAUCUACUCAAACUGAAGAUCCUCCAGCCAGGCGGUGCUGCUUUGUCAUCUGUCUUGCUUAAGAAGCUGACCGACAUGGGGGUGAAUGUAAAGACAACAUACGGGUCGACAGAGAUUGGACCACCAUUUCGUACCAUUCCAGACACUAGGGACAAUCCGAGAUGCUACAACGUACGUUCUCUCUUUCCUGAUAAUCCACUGGUCGAAAUGGAACCUCAAGGCGAAGGUCUUUUCGAGUGUAUUGUGUAUAAGGGCUUUCCUCUGGCAGCCGAACUUUGGCAAACACCUGACGCUCCCAAUCCUUACCGCACGAAUGACCUCUUUGAAGAGAACCCUCCUGGUAGUGGACUCUUCGUCCUACAAGGCAGGAAGGAUGAUAUCGUAAUCCAUUCCAAUGGCGAGAAGACCAACGCUUUGCCGUUACAGAUGACCUUGGAGGAGUGCCACUCAGACGUCUUGAAAGUUGUGGUGUUCGGCACUGACUAUCCAUGCACUUCUGCUGUUGUUCAGUUGUCAGCGGAUAACAGCAAUCCGGACCACGAGGGUAUUCUUAGGUCUCUCGAAGGAGCAUGCAAAGCUUUCCCUGUGUAUUCUCAGCUGGAUAGGUCUAUGGUAUUGAUCCUGCCUCGCGGUACAGCACUGCCUGUCACGCCAAAGGGAAAUGUUCGCCGCAAAGAGGCGUGGAAAUUGUUCGGCGACCGAAUCGAUCAGCUAUACACAAGCUUACUAAAUGGUGAUUCGCAAGAUGCGGAGGUCACCACAUUGUCGAAUCUCGAUCACGAAAGCUUUGUCCAACAAUGUGUGGCCAACGUCUUCAAGCUCACUGCUGAGAAAAUCAAGCGCGAUGUCAGCUUUUAUGACCUAGGUCUCAAUUCACAAAUGGCUGUUCGAUUACGACCUUUAUUGACCAGACGUUUCGGUAAAUUUCCGCUAAUGUAUGUCUUUGAGUACCAUUCGGUGGAAAGACUGGCACAUGCUCUAUCAUGCAAACAGCAAGGUCAAAACUCCAAGCGCCCUUCAAAGGACCAGUUUACCUGGAUACAUGGCAUUAUCAACCAAUACUCUGCUAAGAUGCAAUCCUGGUCAAGGCCUGUCUCAAGAUCGCAAUGCGUUGAUGGCCAAGUAGUCUAUUUGACCGGCGCGACUGGUGCGUUAGGCAAUGCUCUGAUCGCUGAGCUGGUGAUGAACCCGCAGAUUAAAAACAUCUAUUGCGCCGUCAGAGGAUCCAAUGCUCGGGAGAGGCUGGCAGAUCAGCUUCAAAAUCGAGGCUACGCUCAGGAAAUAUCCAAAAGCAACAAAGUCAUCACAAUACCCUACGACAUGGCUUGUAUUACUCUUGGGCUCAAUCAAAAGCAGUAUGCCGAUCUUGCAUCUGAAGUGACUACAGUCAUACACAACGCAUGGAAGAUGGACUUCAACCAGAGAGUUGACAUGUUUGAGAAAGAUUGUCUUAGAGGGUCACUGAAUCUGAUGCGCUUUUGUCAGGAGUCAGUCACGAAGCGUUUUGUCUUCACAAGUAGUGUUGCCACAAACAUGGGCAAGGCAGCUGCCACUAGAUCGAUCCCUGAAGCACCGAUCGCGGACGAUCCCAACCUUGCUCUUGAGACCGGCUACGCUCAGAGCAAAUUCAUAAUCGAACGACUCACUCAGGAGUACUCCAAGAUCACGAAGUCUCCGGUUCAGAUCUGCCGUGUUGGUCAGCUUUGCGGCCACACCACUCUGGGCUCGUGGAACAGCUCUGAGAUGUUUCCCAUCAUGGUAGCUACUGGAUUAAAAAACCUUGGCGCCAUGCCGACGUUUGACAAACAGCAAGUGGACUGGCUUCCUGUCGAUGUAUGCGCAAACGUCAUCGGUACUCUAAUCUCCCACACGAUGCCAGAGGAUGGUUAUUCCCUUCACAAUCUUGUGAAUCCUUCCUCAAUCUCAUGGUCGGAGUUUCUCGACGCACUUGAACUUGCUUCCGGUUCUCGCUUCGAACGAGUCGACAUGGGCGAGUGGGUAAACCGAUUGCAAGACAAGAGCAGCGAAGACGAUACAGUGCCUGGAGCCAAGCUAUUAGGAUUUUUCGAAGCCAUGGCGGAAGAAGAGCAAGUAGGGGUCCAUUUCGAUACUUCGGAGACUGCUGCACUGGUGCCCAAGUUGAAAGACUGUACAGCUGUCAACGAGACCCUGCUGAGAUUGUAUCUGGAGAAAUGGCGAUCGGACAGAUUCCUGUAG